Molecule: messenger RNA, 2284 nt
Organism: Gadus chalcogrammus (walleye pollock)
Lineage: Eukaryota; Metazoa; Chordata; Actinopteri; Gadiformes; Gadidae
Gene: kctd3
Product: potassium channel tetramerization domain containing 3
Exons: 21
Coding region: 143-2284 (713 amino acids)
Biological process (GO): protein homooligomerization
Molecular function (GO): protein binding
Source: RefSeq, a predicted model, not a curated record
AGAUGUGGUGAGGCGGGGGACGUCACCGGGGUCGGGGGAGAGAGAGAGAGAGCCGCACCGUUGGGUAGUCGCAUCUUUUAUUACAGCGCAAUACACCAAUAAUAACCUGAACACGGACACACAGUCCACCGGGGCGAGCGACAUGGCCUCGAACGGGACCCCCUCGGCGGCGCCCGGGAUGGGUGAGAUCAUCCAGCUGAACGUCGGCGGGACUCGGUUCAGCACCUCGAGGCAGACGUUGAUCUGGGUUCCGGACUCCUUCUUCUCCAGUUUGCUGAGUGGCCGGAUAUCAACACUAAGGGAUGAAACUGGAGCUAUCUUCAUCGAUCGCGACCCCACCGCUUUUGCACCCAUCUUGAAUUUUCUCAGAACCAAAGAGUUGGACUUGCGAGGGAUGACCAUCAGCGUUCUGCGUCAUGAAGCAGAGUUCUACGGGAUAACUCCUCUAGUGCGUCGCCUGCUGCUGUGUGAGGAGCUCGACCGCUCGUCUUGUGGCAGCGUCCUCUUCCACGGCUACCUCCCGCCUCCAGUCGUCCCGGCCCGUAAGUGGAGCUCCGCCUCCCCAGCGCCCGGCCCCAGUCCCGAAGACCGACCCGCCCCCACCGGGGCGGAGGGGGGCUUCAACCGCACCGGCCCCUCCACGCACCCCUCACUCCCCGGCCCCCCGCAUCCCGAAGACGACAGCCAGCGCCUGGGGCCUGUGAUCGACCCCAGGAAGGUGCUGAUCAUAACCGGACACCACAACUGGAUCGUUGCCGCAUACGCUCACUACGUCAUCUGCUACAGGAUCAAGGAGUCCUCCGGCUGGCAGCAGGUCUUUUCCUCUCCCUACCUCGACUCCACCAUCGAACGCAUCGCGCUCAACGCCAAGGUGGUGGGUGGUCCCCAUGGCGACAAGGACAAGAUGGUGGCAGCCGCCUCGGAGAGCAGCAUCAUCCUCUGGAGCAUCCAAGAUGGAGGCAGCGGCAAUGAGAUCGGGGUCUUCAGUCUGGGUGUCCCAGUAGACAGUCUGUUCUUUAUUGGGAACCAGUUGGUGGCUACCAGCCAUACUGGGAAGGUGGGCGUCUGGAACGCAGUGACGCAACACUGGCAGGUUCAGGAUGUGGUUCCUAUCACCAGUUGUGAUACUGCAGGUUCCUUCCUACUUUUGGGCUGCAACAAUGGAUCCAUCUACUACAUAGACAUGCAGAAGUUCCCCCUGAGGAUGAAGGACAACGACCUGCUGGUGACGGAGCUCUAUCACGACCCGUCUAACGACGCCAUCACCGCGCUGUCCGUGUACCUCACGCCCAAAACCAUGACCAGAAUUCAAUAUGGUGUGAGCGGGAACUGGAUCGAGAUCUCCUACGGCACCAGCAGCGGGGCGGUGCGCGUCAUCGUGCAGCACCCCGAGACGGUGGGCUCCGGCCCCCAGCUCUUCCAGACCUUCACCGUCCACCGCAGCCCCGUCACCAAGAUCAUGCUGUCGGAGAAGCACCUGGUGUCAGUGUGCGCGGACAACAACCACGUGCGGACGUGGUCGGUGACGCGGUUCCGAGGGAUGAUCUCCACCCAGCCGGGCUCCACCCCGCUGGCCUCCUUCAAGAUCCUCUCCCUGGAGGAGACGGAGAGCCACAGCAGCUACUGCUCUGGGAACCACAUCGGUCCUUUUGGAGAGCGAGACGACCAGCAGGUGUUCAUCCAGAAGGUGAUCCCCAUCACCAACAAGCUCUUCGUCAGACUGUCCUCCACUGGGAAGAGGAUCUGCGAGGUGCAGUCGGUGGACGGGUCCACCAUCUCCUCCUUCAUGGUGCGGGAGUGCGAGGGCUCCAGCAGGAUGGGGUCGCGACCCCGCCGGUACCUGUUCACCGGCCACGGCAACGGCAGCAUCCAGAUGUGGGACCUGACGACCGCCAUGGACACGGCCAACAGGGGGGAGGAGAAGAAGCAGGACGAGGUGGGCGGGCCUUCGGAGGAAGAGCUGCUGCAGCUAUUGGACCAGUGCGACCUGAGCUCCUCCCGCUGUGCCACGCCCAGCAUUAGCCCCGCCCCCUCGGUGCUGCAUCACACACGCCUUCGGGACUCCUGCUCGAGCCUCCAGCUGCAGCCCCAGCCGCCCCCCCCCUCAGAGCCCACGGUCAGCUACGGCGCCGUGCGGCCUUACAGAGAGAGCCCCCUGCUGGCCAGAGCCCGCCGCACAGAGUCCUUCAACAGCUACCGAGACUUCCAGAACUUCUCCCUGAGCAGAGGGCUCCUGGAGGGCCCAGCGGGGGCGGGGCCCGCGGCGGAGGCGUCGUACGGUUAA